AACUUCUCAUUCAGCGACAUGGCUGACCGCUUCCCUUCUCUGGAGGACUUCUCUGAAGGCCAAACCGAGGUUGUUGAUAACACUGGCGUCGGCCAGGACGACUUUCUGGCCCGUGAGCGCGCCGCUCUGGGUGAAGACGCCGACCAAUUCGCGACCCCUCAAGACCACGCCGCCGACGGCAAUGAUGACCUGCUUGGUGGUGGAAGCAAUGAUACUCCCGCGGAGGACCUAGGCGGAUUCGAGUCCUCAUUCCCAUCAGUGGAGACCCAGAACCAGAAUGAGCGGGUUGCCCCUGGCGGUACCAUCACAGGCACUGGAUCUCCUUUCCCUCCCACCGGAUACCCCAGUACUCAGGAGCCCGAGACAGAGGCGGAGCCCGUCCGUGAAUGGCGCGAGAAGCGUGACGCCGAGAUCGCCCGCCGCGCAGAGAUCUCGAACGAGAAAAAGGAGGCUACCGUCAAGAAGGCCCAGGAGGACGUCGAUGAUUUUUACGUCUCAUACAACAACAAGGCCGACAAGCACCGUGCCCAGACCAAGACCGAAGCCGAACAAUUCCUCACCAACCGCGAGGACACCUCUGCCGGUGGUACCAGCUGGGAGCGCAUUGCCAAGCUGGUCGAUGUCUCCGGUAAGGGCUCUGUCGGCGGUGGCAGCGGCUCUGGUAAGGAGCGCUUCCGCGAGUUGCUCGUCGAUCUGCGGAAAGACCAGGAAGCUCCAGGCGCCAGCGGGAUCUAG
This is a messenger RNA of Penicillium waksmanii, 735 nucleotides long. RefSeq names its product clathrin light chain CLC1. Gene Ontology annotation, biological process: clathrin coat assembly; clathrin-dependent endocytosis; intracellular protein transport. The annotation marks the transcript as partial. The record is from RefSeq and is a predicted model, not a curated record. Gene Ontology annotation, cellular component: plasma membrane; clathrin coat of trans-Golgi network vesicle; clathrin coat of coated pit. The transcript has 4 exons. Gene Ontology annotation, molecular function: clathrin heavy chain binding; structural molecule activity. NCBI's taxonomy places the organism in Eukaryota, Fungi, Ascomycota, Eurotiomycetes, Eurotiales, Aspergillaceae.